CAGCGCCCGCUCUUCCUUGCCUCGCCGCACCUCGCCGCCUUUGACCCGCCGCCGCCGCCAUGGAGGAGCUGCUCGACCGCGUCUCUGCCCACGGGCCAUACGGCUACCGGCCGCACCUCGUGCCCGCCAUCGUCUUCCUCGUCGUGUACGCCAUCGCCGCCGCCGCCCACAUCUUCCUCGGCGUCAAGCACCUCAAGCAGGGCCGUCUCUGGCUGCCGACGCUGGCGUUUGGCUGCGUCGUCGAGGCCGCCGCCAUGGCGCUCCGCGUGCUCGGCCACUACCAGCCUACCAACAUCAACGCCUACAUCGCACAGCAGGUCAUGAGUGUCCUCACGCCCGCCUUCUUUGCCGCCGCCCACUUUAGCGUUGGCGGCCUCGCGCUCGUGCUCUUCGGCGCCGCCUACGCUCCCCGCAAGGUGGCGCCGCGCCGCAUCCUGCCCUUCUUCGUCACCGUCGACGUGCUCAGCCUCAUCCUGCAAGGCACCGGCUCCGGCAUGGCCGCCGUGGCCGAGCAGCAGGAGCCGCCGCAGUCGACGUUCACGGGCGCGUGGAUCGUCGUCGGCGGCCUCAUCAUCCAGCUGAUGGGCUACCUGGCCUUCAACGCCCUCGCCGUCGUCUUCCUGCUGCGCGUGCGCCGCGCGCCGCCGACGUCGCCGCACUGGACGCCGCGCUUCCGGCUCUUCCUGCUGGCCGUCUGGCUCUCGUCGCUGCUCGUGCUGCUCCGCUCGGCGUUCCGCACGGCCGAGAUGCUCAAGGGCUGGAUCGGCCCGAUCGCCACCGUCGAGGUGUGGUUCUACUGCCUCGACGCACUGCCCGUCUCGCUCGCAGUGCUCAUCCUCGUGCCCUUCUACCCGGCACGCUUCCUGCCCGACGACAUCCGUCUCGGCGCACACUGCACCAACGACGAGGAGCUCGGCGCCGUCGACGAGCUCAAGGGCACGUCCAGCGCGCCGCUCUCGCCCGCUGCAGCCUCGCGCCCGCUCUCGCGCCACAGCAGCGCCUCGUAAAGAGGGCCUGGCGCCCUCGGUCCUCAACCUGUCUAUAUGUCUGAAGCAGCGGUGCCGCUUCCCGUCACCUCACUCUGCGCUCGAAGUCCCUGUUCUCUCGAUGAACCACAGAUAUACCACCUCGCGGCCCGUCCUCAUGUAGAUACAGCCCAACACGCGCCCGCGACGUGGAAACUAGCACGCAUCACGCAAUGAAGCCUAUCAUAAUCACACAGAGACAGGGAGAGGAACGAGCGUCAUUGGAUUCGACAGAGGGAAUGAAACGAGACUUGGAA
Tilletiopsis washingtonensis is the source of this 1282-nucleotide messenger RNA. RefSeq names its product RTA1-domain-containing protein. Gene Ontology annotation, cellular component: membrane. Bases 60 to 1007 code for a protein of 315 amino acids. NCBI's taxonomy places the organism in Eukaryota, Fungi, Basidiomycota, Exobasidiomycetes, Entylomatales. The record is from RefSeq and is a predicted model, not a curated record. The transcript is spliced from 5 exons.